Messenger RNA from Suncus etruscus (white-toothed pygmy shrew), 4274 nucleotides. RefSeq names its product latent transforming growth factor beta binding protein 3 (gene LTBP3). The record is from RefSeq and is a predicted model, not a curated record. The transcript is spliced from 28 exons. Bases 104 to 3748 code for a protein of 1214 amino acids. Lineage: Eukaryota; Metazoa; Chordata; Mammalia; Eulipotyphla; Soricidae. Gene Ontology annotation, molecular function: calcium ion binding.
GGCGCUGGCCCGCGAGCGCUUCAAGGUGGUCUUCGCGCCGGUGAUCUGCAAGCGGACGUGCGUCAAGGGCCAGUGUCGCGACAGCUGUCAGCAGGGCUCCAACAUGACCCUCAUCGGGGAGAACGGACACAGCACCGACACGCUCACGGGCUCCGGCUUCCGCGUGGUGGUGUGCCCGCUGCCCUGCAUGAACGGCGGCCAGUGCUCGUCCCGCAACCAGUGCCUGUGUCCCCCCGACUUCACGGGGCGCUUCUGCCAAGUGCCCACCGGUGGCGGAGCUGGCGGAGGGGCCGCAGGCUCGGGGCCGGGGUCAGGCCCCGGCCGCGGGGGGCCGCUGUCCACAAGCGCGCUGGCAGCCGAGGGCGAGUCGGGAGCCAGCAAACACGCCAUCUACGCGGUCCAGGUGAUCGCAGACCCGCCGGGCCCGGGCGAGGGGCCCCCAGCCCAGCACGCGGCCUUCCUGGUGCCCCUCGGACCCGGACAGAUCUCAGCGGAAGUGCAGGCCCCGCCCCCCGUGGUCAAUGUCCGCGUCCAUCACCCACCCGAGGCCUCCGUCCAAGUGCACCGCAUUGAGGGCUCCAACGCCGAGGGCUCAGCUCCCUCCCAGCACCUGCUGCCGCACCCCAAGCCCUCGCACCCCCGGCCAGCCACGCAGAAGCCCUUGGGUCGCUGCUUCCAGGACACGCUGCCUAAGCAGCCCUGUGGCAGCACCCCGCUGCCCGGCCUCACCAAGCAGGAGGACUGUUGCGGGAGCAUCGGCACCGCCUGGGGCCAGAGCAAGUGCCACAAGUGUCCCCAACUACAGUAUACAGGGGUGCAGAAGCCAGGGCCUCUCCGCGGGGACAUGGGUGCUGACUGCCCUCAGGGCUACAAGAGACUCAACAGCACCCACUGCCAGGAUAUCAAUGAGUGCACCAUGCCCGGCCUGUGUCGCCACGGUGACUGUCUCAACACACCCGGAUCCUACCGCUGUGCCUGCCCACCGGGACACAGCCUGGGCCCCUCUCGCACACAGUGCAUAGCGGACAAGCCCGAGGAGAAGAGCCUGUGUUUCCGCAUGGUGAGCCCCGAGCACCAAUGCCAGCACCCCUUGACCACCCGCCUCACCCGCCAGCUCUGCUGCUGUAGCGUCGGCAAGGCCUGGGGUGUGCGGUGCCAGCGCUGCCCAGCCGAUGGCACUGCUGCUUUCAAGGAGAUCUGCCCCGCUGGGAAGGGGUAUCACAUCCUCACCUCCCACCAGACCCUCACCAUCCAGGGUGAAAGCGACUUUUCUCUUUACCUGCACCCUGAUGGACCACCCAAGCCCCAGCAGCUGCCGGAGACCCCAAGCCGGGCACUGCCACCUGAGGACACGGAAGAAGAGAAAGGGGUGAGCACCAACGCUCCAGCGAUCGAGGAACCGGCAGCUCAGCAGAGCCACCCGACGGCCACCACUGCUCUGGCCAGACCCUACCCGGAGCUCAUCUCCCGGCCUUCGCCGCCCACCAUGCGCCGCUUCCUGCCCGACUUGCCCCCGUCCCGAAGCGCUGUGGAGAUCGCCCCAACUCAGGUCACAGAGACCGACGAGUGUCGCCUGAACCAGAACAUCUGCGGCCACGGGGAGUGCGUGCCGGGCCCGCCCGACUAUUCCUGCCACUGCAACCCGGGCUACCGGUCGCACCCGCAGCACCGCUACUGCGUGGACGUGAACGAGUGCGAGGCGGAGCCGUGCGGCGCCGGGCGGGGCAUCUGCAUGAACACGGGCGGCUCCUACAACUGCCACUGCCACCGCGGCUACCGGCUGCACGUGGGCGCCGGGGGCCGGUCGUGCGUGGACCUGAACGAGUGCGCCAAGCCCCACGUGUGCGGCGACGGCGGCUUCUGCCUCAACUUCCCCGGCCACUACAAGUGCAACUGCUACCCCGGCUACCGCCUGAAGGCCUCGCGGCCGCCCGUGUGCGAAGACAUCGACGAGUGCCGGGACCCCGCGGCGUGCCCCGACGGCAAGUGCGAGAACAAAGCCGGCAGCUUCAAGUGCAUCCCCUGCCAGCCCGGCUACCGCAGCCAAGGGGGCGGGGCCUGUCGCGACGUGAACGAGUGCGCCGAGGGGAACCCCUGCUCCCACGGCUGGUGCGAGAACCUCCCGGGCUCCUUCCGCUGCACCUGCGCCCAGGGCUACGCGCCUGCCCCCGACGCCCGCAGCUGCCUGGAUGUGGAUGAGUGUGACUCUGGAGACGUGUGUGACAAUGGCCUCUGUACCAACACGCCUGGGUCAUUCCAGUGCCAGUGCCUUUCCGGCUACCAUCUGUCCAGGGACCGGAGCCGCUGUGAGGAUAUCGAUGAGUGCGACUUCCCUGCAGCCUGUAUUGGGGGAGACUGUAUCAACACCAAUGGCUCCUACCGAUGUCUCUGUCCCCAGGGCCACCGGCUGGUGGGCGGCAGGAAAUGCCAAGACAUAGAUGAGUGCAGCCAGGACCCAGGUCUGUGCCUUCCUCACGGGGCCUGCGAGAACCUGCAAGGCUCCUACGUCUGUGUCUGUGAUGAGGGCUUCACCCCGACCCAGGACCAGCACGGCUGUGAGGAAGUGGAGCAGCCCCACCACAAGAAGGAGUGCUAUCUCAACUUCGACGACACGGUGUUCUGCGACAGCGUCCUGGCCACCAACGUCACCCAGCAGGAGUGCUGCUGCUCGCUGGGCGCGGGCUGGGGAGACCACUGCGAGAUCUACCCCUGCCCGCUCUACACCUCCGCCGAGUUCCACAGCCUCUGCCCCGACGGGAAGGGCUACACGCAAGACAACAGCAUCGUUAACUAUGGCAUCCCAGCCCACCGCGACAUCGACGAGUGCGUCCUGUUCGGCGCGGAGAUCUGCAAGGAGGGCAAGUGCGUGAACACGCAGCCCGGCUACGAGUGCUACUGCAAGCAGGGCUUCUACUACGACGGGAACCUGCUGGAGUGCGUGGACGUGGACGAGUGCCUGGACGAGUCCAACUGCCGCAACGGCGUGUGCGAGAACACGCGCGGGGGCUACCGCUGCGCCUGCACGCCGCCCGCUGAGUACAGCCCGGUGCAGCGCCAGUGCCUGAGCCCGGAGGAGAUGGACGUGGACGAGUGCCAGGACCCCGCGGCCUGCCGCCUCGGCCGCUGCGUCAACCUGCCGGGCUCCUACCGCUGCGAGUGCCGCGCGCCCUGGGUGCCGGGACCCUCCGGCCGGGACUGCCAGCUCCCCGAGAGUCCGGCCGAGCGGGCCCCGGAGAGGCGGGACGUGUGCUGGGGCCAGCGCGGGGAGGACGGCAUGUGCGCGCGGCCCCUGGCCGGCCCGGCGCUCACCUUCGACGACUGCUGCUGUCGGCAGGGCCGGGGCUGGGGGGCCCAGUGCCGGCCCUGCCCGCCGCGGGGCGCCGGGACCCAGUGCCCGACCUCGCAGAGCGAGAGCAACUCCUUCUGGGACACCAGCCCGCUGCUGCUGGGGAAGCCCCCGCGGGAGGAGGACAGCUCCGAGGAGGACUCCGACGAGUGCCGCUGCGUGAACGGACGGUGCGUGCAGCGGCCCGGCGGCACCGUGUGUGAGUGUCCCGGCGGCUUCCAGCUGGACGCCUCGCGCGGCCGCUGCGUGGACAUCGACGAGUGCCGAGAGCUGAACCAGCGCGGGCUGCUGUGCAAGAGCGAGCGCUGCGUGAACACCAACGGCUCCUUCCGCUGCGUCUGCAAAGCCGGCUUUGCGCGCAGCCGUCCGCACGGGGCCUGCAUCCCCCAGCGCCUCCGCUGACGCCGCUCGGAGGUCCCGGGACCUCGGCCGCCCCUUCCCGAGAUUAGGUCAACGCCGCCCCAGCACGCGAGCGGGCGGGCGAACUUGGCCUCUCGCUUCCAUCCCGACGUGGGGCUCAGCCCCGGGGACCCUCUCUGCGCUGGCCCUCGUCUGGAGGGUGGUGUCCAGGGGCGGCUGCUGGCCUUCCUCCCGGGGGCGGCUCCUAGGAAGUGACCAACCAGAUCGCGCCUCUUUCCUCCGCUUCGAAGCAAGCCGACUUUCGGUCCGGUCCGGGAUGGGCUCGCCCUCCGCCAUCGGCAGCAGCAGCGGGACCCCAGCCUUCCUUGUCCAGGCUGCCAGACUGAGCCCAGCACCGCGGUUGUGAAAUAGAAUUUAUUGUGGCUUGAUUAUCACAGUUUGUACAAUAAAUACAGGGCCGGGAGGCGCCCAGGCCAGUGGCUCAGUCCAGCUUCCGGGUCCCCAGCUUCAUGGGGCCCUUGGCUGCCUUCCUCUCGGCCCGCUUGGCCUCCAUCUCUCUGCGACGCUC